This is a messenger RNA of Parastagonospora nodorum SN15, 3208 nucleotides long. RefSeq lists its product as hypothetical. The record is from RefSeq and is a predicted model, not a curated record. Gene Ontology annotation, cellular component: mitochondrion; oxoglutarate dehydrogenase complex. The transcript is spliced from 4 exons. The coding region runs from base 1 to 2997 and encodes 998 amino acids. Gene Ontology annotation, molecular function: thiamine pyrophosphate binding; oxoglutarate dehydrogenase (succinyl-transferring) activity. Gene Ontology annotation, biological process: tricarboxylic acid cycle. NCBI's taxonomy places the organism in Eukaryota, Fungi, Ascomycota, Dothideomycetes, Pleosporales, Phaeosphaeriaceae.
AUGCUGCGCAACACUCUGCGCCAGUGCGCCCGGAAGCUCCAGAGCUCGCCGCGAGCCAGCCUCCCGACGCUGUCCGCCUCGCCAUCGCGGACAGCCAUCCAGACAUGUCGCCGCCCGCUUGCGCUCUCGCAGCGACGGACUUAUGCCAUUGCGGCCGAGGACACCAACAAGGGCGUUGACGCCAACGACUCGUUCCUGCAGGGCAACACGGCCAACUAUGUCGACGAGAUGUACAUGCUGUGGAAGCGCGACCCCGAGAGCGUGCACGUCUCGUGGCAGGUCUACUUCCGCAACAUGGAGUCGGGCGACAUGCCCGUCUCCCAGGCCUUCCAGCCGCCGCCCACGCUCAUUGCGCCCCAUGGCGGCAUCGGGCCCGACUUCAAGCCCGGCAUGGGUAUGUCCUCUGCCGAGGGCUCCGACAUCAUGAACCAUCUGAAGGUGCAGCUGCUCGUGCGCGCAUACCAGGCCCGCGGACACCACAAGGCCCGCAUCGACCCGCUGGGCAUCCGCAUCGAGGCACAGCAGUUCGGAUACAGCAAGCCGCGCGAGCUUGAGCUCUCCCACUACAACUUCACCGAAAAGGACCUCGACCAGGAGAUUGAGCUGGGACCGGGUAUCCUGCCUCGCUUCAAGACCGAGCAGCGCAAGAAGAUGCCCCUCAGGGACAUCAUCGCAGCCUGCGAGCGCCUCUACUGCGGCUCGUACGGUGUCGAGUACAUCCACAUCCCCGACCGCCAACAGUGCGACUGGCUGCGUGAGCGCUUGGAAAUUCCUCAGCCUUUCAAAUACUCUGUUGACGAGAAGCGCCGCAUCCUCGACCGUCUGAUCUGGGGCACCAACUUUGAGGCUUUCUUGGCGACCAAGUACCCCAACGACAAGCGUUUCGGUCUCGAGGGCGGAGAAUCUCUGAUUCCUGGAAUGAAGGCACUCAUCGACCGCAGCGUCGACUAUGGCGUCAAGGACAUUGUGAUUGGUAUGCCGCAUCGUGGUCGUCUCAACGUGCUCUCCAACGUCGUCCGAAAGCCCAACGAGUCCAUCUUCAGCGAGUUUGCCGGAACUGCCGAGCCCAACGACGAGGGCUCCGGUGACGUCAAAUACCAUCUCGGCAUGAACUUCGAGCGCCCUACGCCCUCUGGCAAGCGCGUGCAGCUCUCUUUGGUCGCCAACCCUUCCCAUCUCGAAGCCGAGGACCCGGUCGUCCUAGGAAAGACCCGCGCCAUUCUUCACUACAACAACGAUGAGAAGGAGGCCCGCAGCGCCAUGGGAAUUCUUCUCCACGGUGACGCAGCCUUUGCUGGUCAGGGUAUCGUCUACGAAACCAUGGGCUUCCAUUCUCUCCCCAGCUACCACACCGGAGGAACCAUCCACAUCAUCGUGAACAACCAAAUCGGUUUCACUACGGACCCCCGUUUCUCUCGUUCCACACCAUACUGCUCGGAUAUUGCCAAGGCCAUUGAUGCCCCUGUGUUCCACGUGAACGGUGACGACGUUGAGGCUCUCAACUUUGUUUGCCAGCUUGCAGCUGACUUCCGCGCCGAAUUCAAGAAGGAUGUGGUUAUCGAUAUGGUUUGCUACCGAAAGUCUGGCCACAACGAGACUGACCAACCUUUCUUCACUCAGCCACUCAUGUACAAGAAGAUUGCGGAGCAAAAGCCAACCUUGGACAUCUACACCAACAAGCUGCUAGAAGAGAAGACUUUCACCAAGGAGGACAUUGAUGAGCACAAGGCAUGGGUCUGGGGUAUGCUUGAUGAGAGUUUCAACCGCAGCAAGGACUACCAACCGACCGCCAAGGAGUGGCUCACAUCUGCAUGGAAUGGUUUCAAGUCGCCCAAGGAGCUCGCAACUGAGGUCCUUCCCCAUCUUCCCACCGCAGUUGAGGCAUCAAAACUAGAGCACAUUGCUGAAAAGAUUGGAAGUGCGCCAGAAGACUUCACAGUUCACCGCAACCUUAAGCGUAUUUUGGCCGGACGUACUAAGACUGUCACCGAAGGCAAGAACAUCGACAUGGCAACCGCCGAGGCAUUGGCAUUCGGUACUCUCUGCCAGGAGGGCCAUCACGUCCGUGUGUCUGGACAGGACGUGGAGCGUGGAACCUUCUCCCAGCGUCAUGCUGUUCUUCACGACCAAGAAACCGAGAAGACAUACACGCCCUUGCAAAAUGUCAGCGAGGACCAGGCGACGUUUGUCAUCUCAAACUCGUCGUUGAGUGAAUACGGAGUGCUCGGUUUCGAGUACGGAUACUCUCUGUCAUCACCCAACGCUCUUGUUAUGUGGGAGGCCCAGUUUGGGGAGCGCUACUUGCAACUUGUCAAUGAAGACCCCCGCGUCUUCCCAUCCCCUGACAAGCUUGAUCGCCAGCACCAGGACUGCAACAUCCAGAUCGCGUACUGCACCAAGCCAUCCAACUACUUCCACUUGCUGCGUCGCCAGAUGAACCGUCAAUUCCGCAAGCCUCUUAUCCUCUUCUUCUCCAAGUCACUCUUGCGACACCCUCUGGCCCGGUCCAACAUUGAGGAGUUCACCGGUGAAUCUCACUUCCAGUGGAUCAUUGAGGACCCUGCCCAUUCGAGCGGCGAGAUCGGUUCGCACGAGGAGAUCAACCGUGUCAUUCUCUGCACAGGUCAAGUCUACGCAGCACUUGUCAAGGAGCGCGAGACUCGCGGACUGAAGGACGUCGCCAUCACCCGCAUUGAGCAACUCAACCCCUUCCCAUGGCAGCAACUCAAGGAGAAUCUCGACUCAUACCCCAACGCGCAGAACAUCAUCUGGUGUCAAGAAGAGCCUCUCAACGCCGGUGCGUGGAGCUUCACCCAGCCCAGAAUCGAGACUCUCUUGAACCAGACCGAGCACCACAACAGGAGGCACGUCAUGUACGCCGGACGCAACCCCAGCGCAUCCGUCGCCACCGGUCUCAAGAACUCGCACAAGAAAGAAGAAAAGGACCUGCUCGAGAUGGCGUUUUCCGUCAAGCAGGACAAGUUGAAGGGCGAGUAGACUUGAGUUGUUGAAGCUGCGUCUGAAAUAUUACGAGAUUCCCGUGUUCCAUUAUUUGCAUGUCUUGUCUUGUCUUGUCUUGUCUUGCCCUUCAUCAUUCUUCGCGGUCGGGACACAAGGGAACACACUGGAUAGGAAUCUUUUGCUGUACAUUUGCAUGGCCAGGAGUGUAUGUAUAGCGUCUGUAGUAUAGAAAUACUCUUUUCUCGUU